Molecule: messenger RNA, 1065 nt
Organism: Emys orbicularis (European pond turtle)
Lineage: Eukaryota; Metazoa; Chordata; Testudines; Emydidae
Product: opioid-binding protein/cell adhesion molecule
Exons: 9
Coding region: 1-1065 (354 amino acids)
Source: RefSeq, a predicted model, not a curated record
AUGGGGGUCGGCGGGUGCUUAGUCGUGCCCUGGAGGUGCCUCGUCGUCCUCUGUCUCAGGCUGCUCUUCCUUGUGCCCGCAGGAGUGCCCGUGCGCAGCGGAGAUGCCACCUUCCCCAAAGCUAUGGACAACGUGACCGUCAGACAAGGGGAGAGUGCCACCCUCAGGUGUACCGUGGAUGAGAGGGUCACGCGAGUAGCUUGGUUGAACCGUAGCACCAUCCUGUAUGCUGGAAAUGACAAGUGGUCUAUAGACAACCGCGUGGUCAUCCUAUCGAACACGAACACCCAGUACAGCAUCGAGAUCCAUAACGUGGACGUAUACGACGAGGGGCCCUACACCUGCUCCGUGCAGACAGACAAUCACCCGAAGACCUCGCGGGUGCAUUUGAUCGUGCAAGUUCCUCCCCAGAUUAUAAACAUCUCCUCAGACAUCACGGUGAACGAAGGUAGCAGCGUAACUCUCAUGUGCCUGGCCUUUGGGAGACCAGAGCCUACGGUGACAUGGAGGCACCUGUCUGGAAAAGAAGGCCGGGGCUUUGUGAGCGAAGACGAGUACUUGGAGAUCUCUGGGAUCACCCGGGAUCAGUCCGGGGAGUACGAGUGCAGCGCUGUCAAUGACGUGGCGGCUCCAGACAUCCGGAGAGUAAAAGUCACCGUAAACUACCCACCGUACAUCUCCAACGCCAAGAACACCGGCGCCUCGGUGGGCCAGAAGGGAAUCUUGCGCUGCGAGGCCUCUGCCGUCCCUGUCGCAGAAUUUCAGUGGUUUAAAGAAGAAACCAGAUUAGCCAAUGGGCCGGAUGGCAUGAGAAUUGAGAACAAAGGUCGAAUGUCCACGCUGACCUUCUUCAAUGUCUCGGAGAAGGAUUACGGCAACUACACCUGCGUGGCCACUAACAAGCUGGGGAACACCAAUGCCAGUAUAAUCCUGUACGAAAUAAAUGAACCCACAGCACUGGCAGGCCCCGGAGCAGUACAUGACGGCAGCAACGCGGCUUCCAGAGCAAUGGCCUGCCUCUGGCUAUCGGGCACCCUCCUCGCUCACUUUCUCAUCAAGUUUUGA